CAGUAAUUGAAGUGCAUCAUGUUUUUUUUAAGGGAGGGGGUUAUUGUAUCUAUUGGUUUCGUAGAUAGUCGUAUUCAUUUGAUUUGAUAGCCAGAUUGUUCAGGUAAAAUAAGCGAGUGCUGUCCUAGCUAGCUAAUGUAUUACUGACGACCUGACGGGACCACCAACACUGCCAAGAAGCUUUUACUCGUUGAUACUGUUUUGUUGUUGUUGUAACUGUUCAUUAAGGCACUCUGGCACUCGGAAUCGUUCAUGCAUUUAGAGAUACGUUUGUAUGUAAUUUAUACGUUGCUUGUGCUAGCAUAGGUUCCCUAGCUGUUAAAAGGUUGAGCUCAAACAUCCAUUGACGAGGGCAUUCGCACCUCCAAGAAGAAUGUCCCAUUGUCAUUGAGGAUGGGUGGGAGUGGAUCGAAAGCCAAAGGUGUGUGGCCCUUUGGUGGGUCAGGGGCUGCAGGCGACGCUGCUAGUGAAGUCAUUGACCAGUCUUUGGCACGACAACGGGGAUUAAAGAAUGCCACCCCAUUCGUCUUUACCAGGAGGAGUUCUCUGUACUAUGACGAGGAUGGUGACCUGGCCCAUGAGUUUUAUGAGGAGACCGUGGUGACGAAGAAUGGCCGUAAGAAAGCCAAACUCAAGAGGAUUCAGAAAAAUCUCAUACCUCAGGGAAUUGUGAGGUUGGCUCACCCAUGCAUCCACGUCGACUUCCCUGUUGUCCUCUGUGAGGCGUAACUCGUGCAGAUCUGGAACAUUCUCGGAGAUUGCGCUUUUCUAAAGUGUCGUGCAGCACCCAGCAUCCUCUCCCCCUGUCCGACCUGAGUCUCACAAACCUCCACAAAGUCUCCAUUCUCACACCACUUGUUCCUCUGAGAGGACCAGACUGCCUUCUUGUGGCGGGGAGGAGCAGCUACACUCAAGGAGAUUUGGAAAAAUGCUAACCUCCAUGCAGCACCAUGUAGAGGUCACAAGCAGGCAGGGCUGAUCUGUGAUUUGGUCUACAGGUAGACCGUAGAUUAAUGUUCUCCGGUCUUUGAAGAUGUACCGAAGUAAGUGUGUGUGUGUGUUUGUGACUGUUGGGUACUGAUAUGGACAGUGUGUGUGUGGAGGGGUUGAGGAAAGGUCUGCUCCCCCUAUUUCUCUGUAUGUCAGCCAAGUGCAGCAUGUCCUUGUUGAAAUAUGAUGAUGACAGAAUUGAGGUUUUCUUUAGUAUUUCAACUAUGCUCAGACCUGCACUUGUAGUGUUGUUGUAAGUAAAGGAAUUAUUCCAUAGAUAAGUGUAGCAAAGUGACUUAACUGCACAUGUCUAUGGGUUGGACAUACUUGAAUAAAAUGACUUAUUGGACUACAAA
This is a messenger RNA of Clupea harengus (Atlantic herring), 1346 nucleotides long. It is a transcript of the gene tusc2a, whose product is annotated as tumor suppressor 2, mitochondrial calcium regulator a. Gene Ontology annotation, cellular component: mitochondrion. Gene Ontology annotation, biological process: inflammatory response; regulation of mitochondrial membrane potential. The record is from RefSeq and is a predicted model, not a curated record. NCBI's taxonomy places the organism in Eukaryota, Metazoa, Chordata, Actinopteri, Clupeiformes, Clupeidae.